AUGAAGAUAAAAGAGGCUAAAACUCAAGUUUGGGCAUUAGAAAUGAAAAGAGAUGAAAAAGAAGUUAAAAGUCCUCUUGAAGUGUGCAACCACUCAAGUAUUGCUGGAUGCUUUAAACAUGGAGCAUUAAGGGGUAUAUGUCAUGGAUCAAAGAUCAAGACACAUACUUGGCAAGACAUGAGUGGACUGGCUAGUCACUUUACUAUUUUCUCCUUUCUUCUCUACCAAACCCUACGAAAGAAGGUUUUCUCUCAACAUUUCUUCCCUUUCUUCCUUUCUCAAUCUCAUCACUUUCUCCCCUCUCUUCUUGGUUCAACAUUUCUUGGUUCAACACCUGGCUCUGAGCUUUCUGUUGAGGAGCGAAAUCUUCUCUCUGUCGCUUACAAGAACGUGAUUGGCUCACUUCGAGCUGCUUGGCGGAUUGUUUCUUCCAUCGAGCAAAAGGAAGAGAGUCGUAAGAAUGAAGAGCAUGUUGUUCUUGUUAAGGAUUAUAGAUCAAAGGUUGAGUCUGAGCUUUCCGAUGUCUGCGCGAGUAUUUUGCAGCUUUUGGACUCGAAUCUUAUUCCAUCUGCCUCUGCUAGUGAGUCUAAGGUCUUCUACUUGAAGAUGAAAGGGGAUUACCAUAGGUAUUUGGCGGAGUUUAAGGUUGGAGAUGAGAGAAAAGCUGCUGCUGAGGAUACUAUGCUGGCUUAUAGGGCUGCUCAGGUAUUUGUGGCUCGCUUUUUCUUUUUACUUUUUUUGGUAUUAGUGAGACCGUGUGGAUGA
Molecule: messenger RNA, 765 nt
Organism: Cucumis melo (muskmelon)
Lineage: Eukaryota; Viridiplantae; Streptophyta; Magnoliopsida; Cucurbitales; Cucurbitaceae
Product: 14-3-3-like protein GF14 kappa
Exons: 2
Coding region: 1-765 (254 amino acids)
Biological process (GO): signal transduction
Cellular component (GO): cytoplasm
Source: RefSeq, a predicted model, not a curated record